Messenger RNA from Hypanus sabinus (Atlantic stingray), 5640 nucleotides. RefSeq lists its product as uncharacterized. The coding region runs from base 2212 to 3252 and encodes 346 amino acids. The record is from RefSeq and is a predicted model, not a curated record. Gene Ontology annotation, molecular function: RNA binding. The transcript is spliced from 4 exons. NCBI's taxonomy places the organism in Eukaryota, Metazoa, Chordata, Chondrichthyes, Myliobatiformes, Dasyatidae.
AGGAAAGUUGAUGAUGACAAGGCAGUGGUGUUGUUUACAUGGAAUUUAGCAAGGCAUUUGAAAAGGUCUUGCAUGGGAGUUUGGUCGGGUGGGGGGUGGUUUCUGUCCCUUGACAUUCAAGAUGAGGUAAUAACUUAGAUUAGUUUUUAGAGCUGUGAAGUGCCACAGGGAUUGGUGCUUGUCAUUUCUCAUCUGUAUCAACAUAUCAACAUCCGUAUCUAUAUCAGUGCUUUGUUGUUUGUCAUUUAUAUCAACAAUCUAGAUAAUAAUGAUUGGAUCAGCAGAUUUGUAGAUGUCACCAAGAUUGGGUGUGUAUUGGACAGUGAGGAAGACUAUCAGAGAAUGCAGCAGGAUCUGAACCAGCUGGAAAAAUGGGCAGAAGAUGGCAAAUGGAAUUUAGUGCAGACAAGUGUCUUACACGGUGAACAGCAGGGCAUUGAGGAGUGCAAAGGGAUCAGGGAAUACAGGCCCUUUAUUCAUUGAAAGUGGCAUCACAAGUAGAGAGGAUUGUAAAGAAAGCUUUUGGCAUAUUGGCCUUCAUAGAUCAAAGUAUUGCAUACUGGAGAUGGGAUGUUACGUUAAAGUUGUAUAAGACAUUGGUGGGGCCUAAUUUGGUGUAUUGUGUGCAUUUUUGGUGACCAACCUACAGGAAAAAUGUAAAUAAGGUUGAAAGAGUGCAGAGAAAACUUACAAGGAUGUUGAGUUAUAAGGAAAGAUUAAAUAGGUGUGGUGAACUACAUAUACCAGUCUGGACACGCCGCCUGCUGACUGCGCCUGUGGCUCUUCCCACAGACCCCUGUAUAAAGGCGAUUGAGGCCUGAGCCUGGCCUCAGUCUCCAGGAUGUCGUAUGGUGGUCACUCACUGCUUGUUCCUUCUUCCAGUCAAUAAAAGCCGAUAUCUCACCUUUAUGUCUCAGAGUGAGGUAUUGAUGGUGCAUCAAUUUUAUUGACUGGAAGUUUUAAAACAUGGAAACCGUUUUACAUCCGGAAAGAUUGGAUUUGGACCCCCAAGACCCUGAGGCAGCUCUUGCCUUUGAACUCUGGCUUGCAUGCUUCCAAUCAUACCUGGAGGAGGUUAGUGCAACUGAACCCGCUGUUAUGCACAGAAUUCUCCUCUCGAGGGUCACCCCGAAAGUUUAUUCAUUUAUCAGAGACCUGCUGACCUACGAAGGGGCACUGGACGCCCUCAAAAGACAGUACCUGCGGCCGGUGAACACCAUCUACGCAAGACAUCGCUUAGCUAUGUGACGACAGCGGCCUGGAGAGUCGAGCGCCCAGUUUCUCCGAGCCCUACAGACACUCGUCAGGACGUGACUGCACAACGCUCACGGCGGAACAGCAUGCGGAGCUGCUAGUACGAGACACCUUUGUGACAGGAAUUCGGUCAGUGUACGUGCGCCAGCGGCUGCUGGAAAAUGCCAAUCUUACCUUACGCUCAGCGAUCGAGACGGCCGACACGCUGGAAGCUGCUCUGCACGACGCUGACGCUGUCCAGCUGCGCAAUUCCCCGCCAAUUCCGUGGACACCUCAGACCCCGCCACCCGCCGGUUCCCGCGAGCGAAUUCGCCAACACUGCUGCCAGUCGUGAUUCCAUUAACUCCCCGAACCUGACCACGGCGGCAGCCAGGCGAAAGCCUGAGCUGUGUUACUUCUGCGGACUCGAAAAGCACCCCUGAAAACGCUGCCCGGCCCGAGAAACGACCUGCUCCAGCUACGGGAAGAAGGGCCAUUUUGCCAAGGUCUGUAAGUCUAAACCGCGAGCGGGGUCGAGCAGCGCUGCGUGUGAGACGUGGAGGCCGCCAUCUUGCAUGCCGGGAUAUUGGCGGCCAUCUUUGUUGGCGUCACCAUGCCCCGCCCCCUACCCGUGUGAGACAUGGGGGCCGCCAUCUUGCAUGCCCAGAUGUGGGCGGCCAUCUUUGUUGGCGUCAAUAUGCCCUGCCCCCGACCCACCGAUGCUUACCGGGUACCGACAGCUGCGCUACUGGCACCACUUGCAGCCUCUCCACCCUCAAGAUCCCUCCCCCAUCGCUGUUUGUCAACCUGACCCCUGACUGUAAACCGGUGGCAACUAAAAGCAGGAGGUACAGUGCAGGGGACAGGGCCUUCAUUCAGUCAGAGGUGCAGCGGCUGCUCGGGGAGGGGAUCAUCGAGCCAAGCACAAGCCCUUGGCAGUCCCAGGAGGUUGUUGUUCGGACUGGGCAGAAAGAUAGGAUGGUCGUGGACUAUAGUCAAACCAUCAAUAGGUUCACUCAGCUUGACGCGUACCCCCUACCCCGCAUCGCGGAUAUGGUCAACCAGAUAGCUCAGUACAAGGUGUACUCGACAAUAGAUCUGAAAUGCGCUUAUCACCAGCUCCCCAUCCGCCCAGAGGACCGCCCCUACACUGCCUUCGAGGCGGGCGGCAGGCUCUAUCACUUCCUGCACGUCCCCUGCGGUGUCACGAAUGGUGUCUCUGUCUUCCAGAGGGAAAUGGACCGGAUGGUGGACCAGUACCGACUGAAGGCCACAUUUCCCUAUCUGGAUAACAUCACCAUCUGUGGUCGCGACUGGCCGGAUCAUAACGCCAACCUCCAACGAUUUCUCCAAGUGGCCGCAGCUCUGAACCUUACUUAUAACAGGGACAAGUGUGUGUUCGGAACCACCCGGCUCGCUAUCCUUGGUACCCAGCAACCAGAAAGGAAGAUACAAUGUCCAAAGAAAAUUCAGGUCCUGAAUGUUCCCACGAUCUCCACUGAGAAGAUAGUGAAUAAACUGACCAUACAUUUCCAGAUACGAAAGAAUGGAGGAGGUGAAGUGCUGGAUGUGGAAUAUCCAACUAGUGUGGAAGGAUGUGCGUUUGUCACCUUUGUGAAUGAGGAAGAUGCAAAUAAUGUCCUAAAGCAAGAACAAAUAUUGGAGGUAGAUAAAGAGCAGUACAAACUGAAGAUAUGCGAGGUGGGAAGUGGAGAGAGUGCCACUGAUAAAGUACAGGUGAUACAGUUUGUGAUUGCAAAACUGGACACAAGCCGCUUUCACACAAAGAUGGUUCAAGAAUUAAUCCUCAGGCACAGAUUUGAAAUUUUAAAUUACCAAGGGUCUGUUGCUGAGAUCAAAGGCUCUUUCUCAUCUUUAAAAGAACUUCGGAGAAUCCUUAUGAAAUACAAUAUCUAUCAGCGAUCACUAAUUGCAGUCACUGAUUCUGGGCAAUCGACUGACAGCAGGGAGCUCAAAAGAGAUCUUUGUACAUCUCUGCCACCUAGAAGUUCUCAAUAAUUACAGUUGGCUCUGGUACAAGCUUGGAUUCAUUAACACCCAGAAUGGUUGCUGUAUACCGCAUUUGCUAGAUCACCUGAAAUAUAAAGACAAACAACACAAUUCUAGGUAAUAUUUUUUCCAAAAAGCAACAUUUUCUGUUAACUUUGGGUUCAUCCUCAUCUGAUGCUGGUUUAUUAUUAUAACAUGUACCAAGAUACAGUGAAAGUUUAGUCUAUACUGAUCAAAUCAUUACACAGGACAAAGAACUGGAAUAAGUUAAAACAAUAUCAAUACAGAAUAAAGUGUAAAAGCUACUGUAAAAGGGCACUGCAGGUACACGAUAAAGUACAAGAUCACAAUGUGGUAGAUUGUGACCAUUGCAUGGAGUCCAUUUAUCAAAUUUGAAAGUUCAAUGUAAAUUUACUACCACAAUACAUAUAGUGCAAGGUUAAAAUAUUACUUCUUUUUCCAAUGUUUCCAUUUAUUUCCAUUUUCCCGAUAGUGCAACACAUACUGUAUAUCACCUUGAGAUUCAUUUUCUUGCAGGCAUUUACAGGAAGGAAAGAAAUAUAAUAUAGCAUUUACAAUAAACAAAAUCUGCCAAACAACCUGUGUGCAAAAGAAGACGAACGGCGCCAACUAAAAAAUAAUAAUGAGAACAUGAGUUGUAAAGAGACCUUGGAAAGUGAGCCUGUAGGUCUGUAGAUUGUAGAAUCAAUUCAGAGUAGUGGUGAUUGAAGUUAUUCAUGCUGGUUUAGGAGCCUGAUGGCUUUAGGGUAAUAUCUGUUGCUGAACCUGGUGGUGUGGAACCUAAGGCUACUGUAUCUCCUGCUUGAUGGUAGUAGUGAGUAGAAGGUAUGGCCUAAAUUCAAGAGUCUGGUACUGGUGGGAGAGAAGCUGUCCUUGAGCCUGAUGGCUUGCACUUGCAGGCUUUUUUUAUACCAGUAACUAAUGUCAACAGGACUGGGAAUGUACUUUCAGAAGCAUUUGUGAUCUUCAGGGUGCGGGGGAUAAAGCAGCCUUUCUGAUGGUGGCAGCAAUCUCUCUUAAAGUGGAUAAGGAAGCCCAUAAACAAAUUCUCAUCUGGCCCAGUUGUUCAUUCCCAAGUGCGUAGAGGUUUGAGGCAGACGUGUACAAAUAUGUAUACAAGGGCUUGGGCUGCUUGAUGCAUCAUUUCAGAGUAUUUAAUGAUUGGAAGGGAGGUGUAAAGUUGGAUCAUGAGAGGGUCAUAAGUUUGGGUGGAGUGGAUGUAGCUUGGAGAUUGGUAGUGUGAAGGAAAUUGUAUUAUCCUGUAGGAAUGGUGGUUAUCCCUGUACAUUAAAGGGCUGCUUCUCAAGUCAGUUCCCACUGCUGCUUGAGAUCUGCUCAUGGAGGUCCCCUUCAAUCAUACAAAAACCGGUGGCAAAUGUUGUGAAGCUUUGCUGCUACGGAAGUGAGGUGCAAGCCACUCCAUGUCAAACAAAAAUCCUGGAGAUGGUCUCCAGAUGUGCUGUACACAUCAUUGAAUGAUACCAACUUUGGCUGGGCUUUUGACUUCUGUGCAACAGAUACACCAUGGAACUUGGAGUUAAAAUUAGUUACCUUGUAACUUUGUCACCCCAUGACAGGAAGGAUGUGAAGGCUUCGGAGAGGGUGCAGUAGAAGUUCACCAAGAGGCUGCCUGGAUUAGAGUAUUAUCUAUAAGUAUAGGUUGUAUAAACUUGAGUUUUUUUUCUAGAUUGUUGGAGGCUAAGAGACAAUUUGAUAAAGGUUUAUAAAAUUAUGGGAAGUGUAUAUAGAAUAGAUAGCCAGGGUCUUUUUCCCAGGCAAAAAUAUCAAAUACUAGAGGAUAUCAUCUGUGUGCACCCCACCCCUGCUCAUGAAGUUCCAUCUAUCACUUACCAACCUCUGCCGCAUCCUUACCUUUCACUACUUUAAACUGGCUCUCCUCUUGCUACACUUCUCAGUCUCGACCUGAAAAGCCAGCUAUCCCUUUGUCUCCACAAAUGUUGCUGAGAUCCUCCAGCAGUUUAUUUUAGGUGCAAGGGUCCAGUGGGAACCAGGCAGAGAUCUUAAUGAGGGGCUGGCAGUCAGAGAGGAUCCACUGGAAGGAUUGUGUCUUCUGCAUCGAUUAUCUCAGAGCAGACUGUCUGAAUUUCAGAUUAUAUUCCUUCACAGUAAAAGAAAAGCAACUGCUACAGUUACCUGCUCUGUCUACAGAAAUGCUUUGUGCUAUCACCCAAGCUCUCUGAAGCAGUCUUUGUGAGAUCUGAAGGAGCCUGAAGGAAAGUAAUAAUGAUUAUGUCUUGAUACUUUCACGACUAGGCAAUGGAAUUCCCAAAACGAAACAAAUCCUAUACUUAAAUAUCUGUGCAUAUGUAUAAUUACCUGUGAAUAAUAAAAACAUAAAAAUUAAGAUUGUUUGAA